AAGACACACGCGCGACCCGGAAGGCCUCGCCGCAACACUCCAAAGCGGGCGUGAGGGGGGCCAAUGGCGGAGGGAGCGGUGGAAGCCCCAGCAGAGAGUGGUGGUGGUGGCGGCCCAGGAGCCAUCGAGCCGGAACGGGGAGUAGCGUCCAUUAAACUUCAAUACCUAACCACCAAGGAGCACUUCCACGAAUUCCUGGAAGCCAAAGGGCAGGAGAAGCCCAGCCAGGAAACCAAGGCUGGAGACCCUGCUGGCAAUGACCUGGCUGAGCCUGAGGCCAAGCGGAUCCGGCUGGAGGAUGGGCAGACAGAGGACAGGCAGACAGAGGAGGCUGUUGAGCUUGAGGAGCAGCCACAGGCUCAGAAGAGGGCCCGGGGUCAGAACAAAUGCCGGCCCCAUGUGAAGCCCACCCACUAUGACAAGAACAGGCUCUGCCCCUCCCUGGUCCAGGAAUCCGCCGCUAAGUGUUUCUAUGGUGACCGCUGCCGCUUCCUGCACGAUGUGGGCCGCUACCUGGAGACCAAGCCAGCUGACCUGGGCCCCCACUGUGUGCUCUUUGAGACCUUCGGCAGGUGCCCCUAUGGUGUGACCUGCCGCUUUGCUGGGGCCCAUCUGGGGCCCGAGGGCCAGAAUCUGGUGAAGGAGGGGUUGGUCCAGGCCCCGCCCAUCCGCAAUGGCCUGGACAAGGUCCUGCAGCAGCAACUGCGAAAGCGCAAGAUCCACUUCAAGCGUGCAGAGCAGGCCCUGCGCCAGCUGAGCAAGGGCCAGCUGCCAGGCCCCACUCCUGAAGCCACUGUCCCCGAGGUCAUGGAGGCUGAGGGUGCCCCAGGGCAGGACAACUGUGAUGCCCAGCAGGCCCCCCAGGGGCCGGGCACCGUUACCCCUCCCAGGGGCCCUUUAAAGACCUGCGGGCCCCUGACAGAUGAGGAUGUAGUCAGGUUGCAGCCCUGUGAGAAGAAGCGGCUGGACAUCAGUGGCAAACUGUACCUUGCCCCCCUCACCACGUGUGGGAACCUGCCCUUCCGGCGGGUCUGUAAGCGCUUUGGGGCAGAUGUGACGUGCGGGGAGAUGGCUGUAUGCAUCAACCUGCUGCAGGGCCAGACGUCUGAGUGGGCCCUGCUCAAACGCCACCCCUGCGAGGAUGUCUUCGGCGUCCAGGGCCAGGCAGGGAAGUCCCCUCACGCCCUGCCCGGCCACCCGACACAGCUUGAGGGCUCCUUCCCCGACACCAUGACCAAGUGUGCCGAGCUGCUGAACCGCACCAUCGAGGUGGAUUUCGUGGACAUCAACGUCGGCUGCCCCAUCGACCUCGUGUACAAAAAGGGCGGGGGCUGCGCCCUCAUGAACCGCUCAACCAAGUUCCAGCAGAUCGUCCGCGGCAUGAACCAGGUGCUGGACGUGCCGCUGACCGUGAAGCUCCGAACAGGUGUCCACGAGCGCGCGAAUCUGGCCCACCGGCUGCUGCCUGAGCUGCGGGACUGGGGGGCCGCGCUGGUCACGCUCCACGGCCGCUCGCGAGAGCAGCGCUACACCAAGCUGGCCGACUGGCACUACAUCGAGCAGUGCGUGACAGCAGCCAGCCCCAUGCCCCUUUUCGGAAACGGGGACAUCUUGUCAUACGAGGACGCCAACCGCGCCAUGCAGACUGGCGUCGCUGGGAUCAUGAUCGCCCGCGGCGCCCUGCUCAAGCCGUGGCUGUUCACGGAGAUCAAGGAGCAGCGGCAUUGGGACAUCUCGUCGUCUGAGCGCCUGGACAUCCUGCGGGACUUCGCACACUACGGCCUGGAGCACUGGGGCUCGGACACGCAGGGCGUGGAGAAGACACGCCGCUUCCUCCUUGAGUGGCUCUCCUUCCUGUGCAGGUACGUGCCCGUUGGCCUGCUGGAGCGGCUCCCGCAGAGGAUCAACGAGCGGCCGCCCUACUACCUGGGCCGCGACUACCUGGAGACGCUCAUGGCCAGCCAGAAGGCGGCCGACUGGAUCCGCAUCAGCGAGAUGCUGCUGGGACCGGUGCCACCCAAUUUCGUCUUCCUGCCCAAGCACAAGGCCAACGCCUACAAGUAGCUGCAGGGGCGGGCGGGGGUGUCUGAGCACCCAGCGGGCUCCCCGAUAAAUGAGAAGGCAAUAAAUUUUAUUCUUUUAAAACCCA
Molecule: messenger RNA, 2149 nt
Organism: Mesoplodon densirostris (Blainville's beaked whale)
Lineage: Eukaryota; Metazoa; Chordata; Mammalia; Artiodactyla; Ziphiidae
Gene: DUS3L
Product: dihydrouridine synthase 3 like
Exons: 13
Coding region: 64-2064 (666 amino acids)
Biological process (GO): tRNA processing
Molecular function (GO): RNA binding; flavin adenine dinucleotide binding; tRNA dihydrouridine synthase activity
Source: RefSeq, a predicted model, not a curated record